This is a messenger RNA of Syngnathus acus (greater pipefish), 4021 nucleotides long. It is a transcript of the gene aff3, whose product is annotated as AF4/FMR2 family, member 3. The record is from RefSeq and is a predicted model, not a curated record. The transcript has 19 exons. Lineage: Eukaryota; Metazoa; Chordata; Actinopteri; Syngnathiformes; Syngnathidae. The coding region runs from base 137 to 3472 and encodes 1111 amino acids. Gene Ontology annotation, cellular component: super elongation complex; nucleus. Gene Ontology annotation, biological process: regulation of gene expression.
CGGGGCUUCAUCAUGAUCCUGCUCAUCAUCUUCCUCCUCAACAGCGGCAAGAGCAAAAAAGCAGGCUGCGUGUCGUCACGCGACUUGAGCUUAAUAUGGACAAGCACACGGGGCUCUGAGCAUCCAGGCAGGAACAAUGCCCACUGUCCUGUGCAGUGGCAGGGGGAAACUUUCCUUUGGCUUUUUGCUGCACCGAUGCCUUUUUUCUCAGGUAAAGAGAGGCCAACACAGCUGUGCCAAAAAUAUUUGGAGGGACAUGACUCAGUCGUGCCCAUCAGAACAAGCCUUAGCAGGUGACCAGGGAAUCCUCUUCAACGCUGCGGAUGGAAAACAGCCGACAACACAACAGAGGCAAGGUUGGGGGCUGCGAAUGACCCGUCAUCCCCAUGUGGCGCCUCACAAGUCAAUGCUUGUUGAUGAUUUAAGAUUAAGCAGCGAUGAGGAUGACGCGCAAAGGGCAACUCGUGAAUCAGCUUCAUGGGAAGAACACAGUGUGUCGCGCACAAAUGGCAGGAGGGUGAGACAUUCCAGCUCGAACUCAUCGCAAUCCCACUCUUCCGUGGAGUCGCUCAGCGGGAGCCUUCAUUCCCGGAGCUCCAGCCCAGCUGCUUGGCCCACAGAUGCACAGUCCCCAUGCAGCAGCAACAAGGAGACUGAUCGCUCCACAGCUGCCCAGUGGCAAUUGGAUAAGUGGCUGAAGAAGUCCCAGAACAAGGUAGCUCCAAGUGACCAUUACCAUAGCAUUUCUGGAGAUCCGCCCUCCCCGCGCAAAGCACCGUCUCCGGCAAGAUGCUGGGACAGCAAUCAGGAAUACAGCCCUAGCCAAAGCCCCAUUCCCAGCCCGCAAUUGAGCUACAGGCCAGGCAGCCCCCUGCUGAGUCCCGAUUACGGCUUCUGUCCGAGCACCUGCCCAAGUCCCAGCAAUAGCAGGCGCAGUUCCAUACUGAGUCCAGUUCCAAGUGAAAUCCCAAGUCCAUGCGGGAGCUCAAGAGUGCAGCAUAGCCCAAAGCCAAGUCACAGAGGACCUCAGUUAAGUCCCACUUCAUCUCCUUUGCAGGGUUACCACUACCCUGAGGUUCAAAGUCAUCUGUACGCAGCACCACCUCCCCACAGGACAGAAUUUAGGUCACGGAUUGACCCAUUGUCUAACUCUGAGGCCAAAACCAAGCUCACAAAUAGCACCAAGCCUCCCUCCAAGGCGAGGCCCGCAGAACCCAGAGACCAAAAACAAAACAAAUCCAAAGCCGUCUUAACCCGCAGUGAUAGUCACAGACCGCAGAACCGUUCCCAUCCAGGCAAUAAAAAGCCGUCGCAAUACGAGCGCAUUCAGGGAGACCGACCCGGCCGCAGCGCAGACGGCAAGGCUCGUUCUCCGCUUCGGCACAGUUCUCAACACCUUCUUCCAACUGGCCGUGAAAACAGCAUCGGUCAAGGCCCGAGCGCCAAAGCUGUUAAUCGCCCGAGACCAUGUCCUAACCCACAACCCUGGGCCAAGCCGAGUGCUGUUAAUGUUUCGAGAACAUCACACAAGAAGCCCCAGGACAAGAAACGUGACGUGGUCCACAGAGAAGUUCCUCAAGCCGAGGGGAGGAAAGACAGAAGGAGAGAAGAUAGGCACAGGGAGGAGGCGAGAAAGGAAGACAGGAGGCUGGCGGAGGAGCAGCUCCUGAGACAUCGCUGGAUCGAGACUUCCGCAGAAGAGGAGGAAGAGGAGGCGGUAGUUAUCGAGAAGCAGCCGAGGAGGCCUCGGGAGAAACAACAAAUCCGUGAGUGCCAAACAAUCCAUUUCAAAGAGCGACAACUUCAGAACCAUCACACGCAGCCCCAAAGAAGAACACAGAAGAAGACCAAGCGGCGAGACUCUUCAUCUUCACUCAGCCCGCCUCCUCAAGGACAGUCUUGCUCAUCCUCUGCUCUGACAAAUUCCGAUUCGGAAUAUCAGACACAAGUCGCCAAGGUUCCGGCAGACUCGACUUCACUCCAGAAACUUCGCAGGAGAAGUCAAAACGUCUCUGGUAGACCGGAUUCUAGCAAGCCCAGAGGAAAGACCUCCGAAAGCCAAGGCGAGGGGCGGCAGAGUGAGACCAGGCACAGACUCUACACUCUGGUCCCGUUCGGGCGAAGCGAACAGGCCGCGGCGCCUUCCCAACGUGGACUGGGGAACCUGGUGGUGCACAUAGACCUCUGUCUCCUCAAGAGGGUCCCGGACACAGCUGUUAAUUCCACCGUUAAAGCCACUAACUCCUCCUCCUCCUCUUCGUCAAAGACAAAAAACAAGCAAACAGAGGCGAUGAAACAUCGCUACAUGGCAGAUGCCUUCUCCAAAGACAGCAAAAGAAAACGCAAGUUGGAGAAUGGCGUCUCACAUAAAGAAAGCAAGAGGAACACGCCACAAGCCAAAGACGCUGCCUCUGGCACGAAAUCCUCAUUACAUGUGGCUGAGUGUAGCAUUUCAACUGAGACCAUGCAUAAUGGAUUUUUGGAAGAGUACUUAGACGAUAAGCAGCCGUUAUCUCCCCUGUCACCGCUGUCAGACAGCCCUGAGACCACCCAACUUACAUCCAAAGCAAAAAAUGGCGAGCUUUAUCACAAGAACAAAGAUAAGAGCAAAGAUUCAGCACUCCAGCCAAAAAAGGAGGUGGAUUAUGUGAAAGUGUCCAGACGGCCUUUGUCAGAUUCCUGGGGCCCCGCAGGACACAGAGCAGCCGUGGCAAAUACAGAAACGCCUCACCACGCCGAGUACUACUUACACGAAGCCAAAAGGAUGAAGCACCGUGCGGAUGCCAUGGUGGACAAGCUGGGGAAGGCCGUAAAUUACGUCGAUGCUGCUCUCUCAUUUAUGGAAUGUGGCAAAGCCAUGGAGGAUGGCCCGCUGGAGGCAAAAUCACCCUACACCAUGUAUGCGGAGACGGUGGAGCUCAUAAGGUAUGCUAUGAGGCUAAAGAGCCAUUCUGGUCCUGGUGCACGACAAGAAGACAAACAGCUGGCAGUCCUCUGCUUUCGAUGUCUCGCCCUCCUCUACUGGCAGAUGUUUCGUUUAAAGAAGGAUCAUGCACUGAAAUACUCUAAAGUACUACUCGACUACUUUAAGACUUCUCCCAAAGUGCCUCUGAUGCCAUCCUGCUGGAAUGACACCGGAAAGGAUACAGGAGGACCCUCUCCUCCCCAACUACCCGAUGCCACCAAACACAUCCGGCGGGGUUCACAUGGGGACAGUGCUUCCCCGUCACUCAUAAGCAUACCUCAACGUAUCCACCAGAUGGCGGCAAAUCACCUAAACAUCACCAAUAGUGUCCUGUACAGCUAUGAGUACUGGGAGGUUGCAGACAACCUGGCAAAAGAGAGUAAAGAGUUCUUUAACUACUUGAAUACUCUGUCCGGGCCAUUGACGCUUCACAGCAGCAUCGUUCAUGCGGUGCAGUACACCAGACAAGCUCUUCAGUGGAUUCGCAUCAGUGCCAAACUUAACUAACAUGCACAAGAUGCCCAAUCUGUCAACAAGGACAGCGGGAAGAGCCUUCUUCCUAUCAUUUACGGAAAGUAUGCUGCAGAACUGGAGCAAAUGUCUAUAAUUAUAUAUUACGAGCAUUUUGCCUCGGGCCAUAGGUUCCCAACCCUUGAACAAAAGAGAUCUGAACUGUGAACAUCCCUGCAGAAAUGAUAUUGACCAAUUUGAGGACUCAUCCACUUCCUUCCUCAUUAAAUGAACCUGGAAAAAUGUGCAUAGUGAUUUGAAGCCUCUAAUCCUUUGCCAAAUAUCCAAUAGCGACAUAGUAAACAGGACUCAGUCACUGUAAUGUCAGCCAAUUGUUGCGCAAAGGCCUUUCAUAUGUUAGUUACAGUUGUACUUUUUCAAUAUGUGCUGUACAAAACCGUUUCUACAAUUUUGCAUUGUGCGCUAAUGAAGAUUUCAUGUUUUUUUUUUGUAUAUUUAAAUAUUUGUUCUACUGUGCAAUACUUCUUGGAAUUGUUUAAGAGAAACAAAUACAAAGAAAUAAAGUGUGGCUCUCAGUCAAUUGAA